Cyprinodon variegatus (sheepshead minnow) is the source of this 813-nucleotide messenger RNA. Its product is annotated as sialoadhesin-like. The transcript is spliced from 5 exons. Lineage: Eukaryota; Metazoa; Chordata; Actinopteri; Cyprinodontiformes; Cyprinodontidae. Bases 157 to 813 code for a protein of 218 amino acids. The record is from RefSeq and is a predicted model, not a curated record.
AGAGCAGCGCGAGAGCGAGGAAAAAACACGGACUGAAAACGCUCUGAACACAGACAGCUGCACCUAACCCCAGUUACUAAAGUAAAUCAGCAGAAAGAGGGGGGGCUGAAAUUAUUGGUGGAGACUGUCCCCUCGAUACCCAAAGUUGGUGGGGACAUGACCACACCCCACACCAGUCCUUCAGAAAGUUACGCCAUUGUCUGGAUGCCUUCAAAAAUACAUCAUCUCAAGAUGAGUAGCCACUUUGUCUUGCACCUCUGUAUUUUGGGUUCUCUUUACUGCACAUCCCAGGCUUGGGAGAUUAAAAUGCCAAGACAUAUCAAGGGAUUGUUGGGCUCCUGCCUCACCAUCCCUUGCAGCUUUGACUAUUAUCGGUAUCCACCUAAAAGAGCCGAUCGAGUGGUUUGGUACCAGUAUGUAAGCAGGGGAUAUCCUUUGGUCUAUGACAAAUGGUACCCAAAUGAUGUCAUACCCUUAUAUAAAGGAAGAACCAGCGUAUUAGGAAAUCGGAAAUCUUGCAGCCUUAAGAUUGAUACCGUGAAAUGGAAUGACCACAGACAGAAGCUUUAUCCUUGGGUGGAUCCAGAAAAUAUUGGCAGAAGCACGUAUGCAUUCUAUGAGACAACUGUGACGAUUGAAGUAAUUGACUCACCAAAGGCACCAGAGAUUACGAUCACCGGUGAAAGAAAAGCUGGAAAUACUGUAACUGUAAAAUGUUCUGCUGAACACACAUGCUCCACCAAUCGCCUGGAUCUUUACUUAAACAUCCCACUGAGAAACGGAUAUUUAACUCACAAUGCGAUUCUUAGAUAG